UGGCUGCGCCUACGCACUGCCCGCCGCACCUUGCCGCCCGCCUCGCGCCAGUCAGCAGCUGUGGCUCGUGUUGGCUGAACCAUCUAUAGGGCCAUCCUCUUUUUCUUUGCCUUAGGACUCCUAGAUCAACAAACCAAACACAAUGGCGGAUGAUGAAAAAAAGCGUCUCGAGGAGGCGAAGAAGGCCAAACAGGCCGAAAUCGACCGCAAGCGCGCUGAGGUGCGCAAGCGUAUGGAGGAGGCCUCCAAAGCCAAGAAGGCGAAGAAGGGUUUCAUGACACCUGAGAGGAAGAAGAAGCUCAGGUUGCUGCUGCGUAAGAAAGCCGCUGAGGAACUGAAGAAGGAGCAGGAACGCAAAGCGGCUGAGAGGAGGCGCAUCAUCGAAGAGAGGUGCGGUAAACCCAAGAACAUUGAAGAUGCAAACGAAGCGGCUCUCACGAGCAUCAUAACCGGUUACCAUCAGCGUAUCGCCAAGCUUGAAGAGGAGAAGUACGAUCACGAGAUGGAAGUGGCCCGCAGAGCGCUCGAGAUCUCGGACCUGAACUCUCAAGUCAACGACCUCAGAGGCAAAUUCGUCAAACCCACACUAAAGAAGGUGUCCAAAUACGAGAACAAAUUCGCCAAGCUCCAGAAGAAGGCCGCUGAAUUCAACUUCCGUAACCAGUUGAAGGUCGUCAAAAAGAAGGAGUUCACCCUUGAAGAAGAAGACAAAGAGGGUGGCGCUGCAGCCAAGAAAAAACCAGACUGGUCCAAGGGCAAGCCAGGAGAUCAGAAGGUAAAAGAGGAAGAGGUUGAGGCAUGAACUGUUAAUCACCCCCACCUACUGUAAGACCUUUAUUCUAUGUCAAUUGACAAUUGUAAUUAACUACCAACACAUUGUGAUAUACCUACCCUCUAUGGCCCGUCGGCCUCCCGCUGACGUCAUCCCGUAGGUAUCUACCAGCAACAAGUUCCUCCAUUAAAAUCUGUGUACUUGUCGAUUGAUCAAAUCCAUUUCGAACAUGUCAAAUAAUUUUUUAUAAUUAUUUAUUUAUUAAAUAAUGAUUUUUUGUAAGAUAAUACGUUUAAUAAAUUAAUUUUCUGUACUGUAUUACA
This is a messenger RNA of Helicoverpa zea (corn earworm), 1095 nucleotides long. It is a transcript of the gene wupA, whose product is annotated as troponin I. Gene Ontology annotation, cellular component: troponin complex. Lineage: Eukaryota; Metazoa; Arthropoda; Insecta; Lepidoptera; Noctuidae. The transcript has 10 exons. The record is from RefSeq and is a predicted model, not a curated record. Gene Ontology annotation, biological process: muscle contraction. The coding region runs from base 143 to 802 and encodes 219 amino acids.